AUGACAGAAGUAUACACCAAUGGCCACUCGCAGGCUCCCGCCACGGCGUCCGAUCUACUCUCCCGCUGCCAAACCCUCCUCUCCGAGCUCGAGAUGUUCAAAGAAUACCUCAAGUCCCGCAAACAAGACCACCAAGUCGAAAUCGCCCACUUCCGUAACACGGUGAAAUCUGAAUUGCGGACUCUACAGCGGCUUGCCUCUGCUUCUUCCGACGACGAAAAUACAAACCAACACACUGUCAACUCCUCGAACCUGCCCUUUUUGGAGUCGGUAUGGAGAGUCGUCAAGAACAACAAUGGACUACAGGCCAUGCAGAAAAGAUUCUACUGGCAGCUCAAAGGCCAGAAACGAGGCCAAAAGAAACAAAAUUCGGCUUUGGUCGAUGUCGUUGCCGGAGAUGGUUUGGAGUGGUUUAAGGUCUCGCUCUUGACAAACAAUCGCUUGUUGUUUGACAAGGCAAAAUUGGGCUGGGAGGACGCGUCGAGCAGCGACGAGGAAGAGGACGAAGAUGGUCAAAAUGACAAAGUUGCUCCCCCUGAGGACAACGAGGAUGAUGUGCCUUUGAUCAAGAUGACCAAGGAUCUGGUUAGAGCGGCCAAGGAGGUGAGGAUUCGCACGAGGUCACCGAGGAUCACUCUGGUCUUGCCAAAACUGAAAGAGGGAGAGGUCGCCGAGAUUGACAAGAUAUUGGAUCAGUUGCGGGCUCUGGCCUACCCAUCUGUUCCCUUCGAAAGCGUAAUGCCACACCUCCUCACCGAUCCUUUCGCUACCUUUACCUCCUCACUAAACAUCGACUGCACUAUCCUACUCGCCCUCGUCAGCGACUUCAGCCACUGCUCUGUCACCACCGAACCCUGGUUCCACCGCGCCCUAAAACGCCAAGUCGAGAUCGAAGACGAGGAAAACUUGCUCCCCAACCUUCUGUAUCCCGCUCUGGCGAACAGAGUACUGCUGUGUACCGAUGAGGCUGCGAGAAGAAUGAGAGAGAUUGUGGAUACCAUCGGCACUGCCGGCGAGAAGGAGAGAACCAAACUGUUCAUGGGUGAUACCGAGCUUUCCGCUGCGCAACUGCGUGAGGAAUUGGAAAAGCAGAGUCGUUUUGAGGUUCCUGCAUCUCUGAGGCUGCCGAUUGUGACGCAGGUGCCUGAGGAGGAACCGACGACACUGCCACCGUCAGCCAAAGCUGUUAAAGAGCAACUUACCUCUAUCAACCAGAGUGUGUUUUUGCAUGGUUGGGCAAGAGGAAUCACUACGGUCACAAGUAACCGGACAGUGGUCAAGCAAAUCGAGAACAUACUUGCCAAAGAAGCGAGUGAUGAAAAGGAAUGGCCACUGAUCUGGCUGUGCCCGACAGCAAGAUCUCUCGUGGGAAAAGAGAAGGGUAGAAAGGAUUGA
This is a messenger RNA of Aureobasidium uvarum, 1395 nucleotides long. The record is from the annotation of a GenBank genome assembly. Lineage: Eukaryota; Fungi; Ascomycota; Dothideomycetes; Dothideales; Saccotheciaceae.